AUGUCCGAGACGUAUGAAAAGAGGGAGCCCGCCUUUGGCGAGGGCAACGUCCUCAAGCCCGAUGAAGCCAUUGAUAUAGAGGCGAGGCGUGAUUCUACCAUGGUCCAUGGUCGCAAAAUGAGUAGAAUCGGCCCGCCUCCGAGGAUUGGUUCCUUGCCCGAUACUUCGGGAUCUGACGAUGAAUAUGGCAAGCUGGUCGCAAUGGAAGCCAACGAUGCCAUCAAGUAUCGGACUUGCUCCUGGCAAAAGACUGCCGCUUUACUCUUCUCCGAGUAUAUUUGCCUGGCCAUCAUGUCAUUCCCUUAUUCAUACUCGAUCCUCGGGCUGGUGCCCGGUAUCAUUCUCACGGUUGUUCAAGCCGCUUUCGUCCUCUACACGUCUCUGGUGGUUUGGGAAUUCUGUCUUCGACAUCCUGAGACUCGAGACGUCUGCGACAUUGGACAGAUGCUGUUUUGGAACUCGAAAUGGGCGUGGUACUUUACAGCGGUCAUGUUCAUCUUGAACAACACUUUCAUUCAAGGGCUCCAUGUUCUCGUCAUUUCGCGCUAUCUCAAUACCAUGAGUGGCCACAGCGUUUGCACCGUGGGCUUUGCAGCCAUCGGCGCCGUCGUCUCGUGGGUUUGUUCCAUGCCCCGUACCUUCAGCGCGCUGUCGAAACUUGCCGCCUUUUCUGCCUUCUUCACUUUUGUAAGUGUCAUCCUUGCUGCUGCUUUCGCCGGCGCAGAGGGCAAGCACGGUACAGCUGGCUACAAUCCCGAUCCGAACCACGUCAACGCGGCGGGUGUGAAACUCGGUGGUGAGCCGCUGGUCCUUGCGGUGCCUAUGGCCGGGACAACGUUUGUUGCAGGGAUGAAUGCCUUCCUGAACAUCAGCUACACAUUCAUCGGACAAAUCACGCUGCCGAGUUUCAUUGCCGAGAUGAAGAACCCUUAUGAUUUCCGCAAGGCGCUGUGGCUCGUCACCAUCUGCGAAAUCAUUUUAUUUAGUCUCGUUGGAGGCAUUGUCUAUGGCUAUACCGGAACUCAGUACAACACGGCGCCCGCGUUCGGCAGUCUGGGCAACGACAUCUACAAGAAGGUCUCGUUCUCGUUCAUGGUCCCGACGCUCAUUUUCCUCGGCGUACUCUACGCCUCCGUGUCGGCGCGGUUCGUGUUCUUCCGCCUCUUCGACGGCACGCGACACAAGUCCUCGCACACGGUUGUGGGCUGGGUGUCCUGGGCCGCCAUCCUGGCCGCGACGUGGGUCCUGGCCUUUAUCAUUGCCGAAGUCAUCCCCUUCUUCGCCGACCUGCUGUCCCUGAUGAGCAGUCUGUUCGACUCCUUCUUCGGCUGGAUCUUCUGGGGUGUUGCGUACCUGCGGAUGCGGCACGCGGAUCUGGGCCCGGGCUUCUGGAGGAAGAGGGGCAUUCGCGGGUGGAUUGGGUUCCUGAUGAACAUCUUCAUCAUCAUCGUGGGGGUCUACUUUUUGGGCGUGGGCACUUAUGCCUCUGUCGACAGUAUCGUCUUGGAUUAUGAGAACGGCAACGUCCGCGGCGUCUUCACCUGCGCCGACAAUUCAGUCUAG
Molecule: messenger RNA, 1563 nt
Organism: Fonsecaea nubica
Lineage: Eukaryota; Fungi; Ascomycota; Eurotiomycetes; Chaetothyriales; Herpotrichiellaceae
Exons: 5
Coding region: 1-1563 (520 amino acids)
Biological process (GO): amino acid transmembrane transport
Cellular component (GO): vacuolar membrane
Molecular function (GO): amino acid transmembrane transporter activity
Source: RefSeq, a predicted model, not a curated record